Aspergillus homomorphus CBS 101889 is the source of this 868-nucleotide messenger RNA. RefSeq lists its product as uncharacterized. The transcript has 3 exons. Bases 56 to 868 code for a protein of 270 amino acids. The record is from RefSeq and is a predicted model, not a curated record. NCBI's taxonomy places the organism in Eukaryota, Fungi, Ascomycota, Eurotiomycetes, Eurotiales, Aspergillaceae.
CUCCUAAACCUGCAGUGCACCAACAUCGUCCCUCUCCUUGACUGAAUGAGUGAAUAUGACAUCCGGACUCCGCAUCACGCAACUCGCCCUCUACGCCCCCCUAACACUUCCAACGCUCUACCUCCUCUUCCGCCAUGGCCGCCACGGCCUCCUCGCCUGGCUCUACCUCCUCGCUUUCUGUAUUCUUCGCGUAACCGGGGCCGCCAUGGGCCUCAACGAUCCGCAUAACGCAGGCGCCCAGAUAAUAUCCAAUAUCGGGCUCUCGCCGCUGCUGCUCUCGAUAGACGGGGUGUUGCAUGAGGCGAGAAUCUACUGUUUAUCCCCGAGCCAACGAACCGAAUGGAUGUUCAUGGCGCUCAUCCAUGCCCUCGUUGCGACGGGGGUGGCAAUGGUUGGGGUUGCUGCUGGCGGGUUGUUGGGCGAUACACCUAAGCCCAGUGAUUUAUCCAACAUCAAGGUCGGUAUGGUGCUGUUGGAGGUUGCGUGGGGUGUGCUCGCUUUGUGGGGGCUGUGGACUCUUUGGAAUAGGACGGGUGCGGCGAGGAAAAGUAAUGGACAGCGAGGUGCACCGGCGGGCUUGGCCGCGAGGGAGGGGUGGUUGGUACAUCGUUGUUAUGAUUGUCUGGUCUGGCAGACGGAAGAAUGGUAUAUGCUAACACAAAAGAUGCCUCGAGACACAGCUCCUAAUCGGCACUCUCCUCGCCCUUCCCCUCGUCGAGAUCUCAGUGAUAUACAUGCUUGUCGCGGAAUUCACACAGCGCGCGGAUCUAAACCCGACGACAGGGAGCUUGGCUGUUCGUGUUGUGUUGGGGUUCUUCCCCGAGUUGCUCGCGGCGAUUGUUUUGGUGUUCGCUGGGUUUGUGACUAG